Molecule: messenger RNA, 218 nt
Organism: Racocetra fulgida
Lineage: Eukaryota; Fungi; Glomeromycota; Glomeromycetes; Diversisporales; Gigasporaceae
Source: the annotation of a GenBank genome assembly
AUAAUAUCAGUUCAUUGAAUUUCGCAUCUAUGACAACUAUUCGUCAAGAAAUCCUAAAAGAAAUUCAAACUUUCUUACAAACAGAAAAAAAGCAAAAAAAGGAUUAUCGCCUUUUCACCGGCAACUUAAAAAGAUUACGCGAAACUCCUCGUAUUAAAACCCUAACCCAAGAAGAGCUAACUACUUGCCAACAAGCCCAAGAAUUCUUAAAACAAUGA